This is a messenger RNA of Owenia fusiformis, 1098 nucleotides long. The record is from the annotation of a GenBank genome assembly. NCBI's taxonomy places the organism in Eukaryota, Metazoa, Annelida, Polychaeta, Sabellida, Oweniidae.
UCAAUAUAUAAUCAAAUGUUACAACUGAAAGCAAUGCGUUUAUUUUACAACAACAAAACAUUAAUACAUGAGCGCUCCAUAAUCACGACUGGCUCUCUAAUCUUAUUGGUCAAUUUUAUUUCAACCUUUCAUCAUUUUGAAAAAUAACGGUAUAAAGCAAGGAUAUUCCAGACCAGACGCGCAGUUUUAUAUUAAUUGUCGGGAACAUCAGUCGAGAUUGUGCACAUUUGUGAAUAAUUCCCCAGAUUCAAGAUGAUCUCAGUCUGCUGCUUCAGCUUGGCAAUAAUUUUUUUUCAAGCAGUGGCCGUCCAAAGCCAAUUACCACCCGAUGGUGGACCUCCCGGCGGUGGCCCUCCCGGCGGUGGCCCAGCUCCAGGAACUGGAAACACCUGUUUGGAUUUGGCAUUUAUGAUAGACGUAUCUUGCUCCGUAGAUAAUGACGACAUGGAAAGGGCAGUUGACUUCGCCAAAACUGUCCUGAAAAAUUUGAAUAGCGCAAUGACGGAAGAUCGAGACACAACAGUUCGGGUUGCAGUGGGGAUAUUUAUUGAUCGAGUACAUAAAAUAUUUUACCUGAAUGAAUACACAGAAAAUGAAGUCGCCAUCAUGGAUGCUUUAGAAGCCGCAAAACAAAAACUCAAACCGGAAAUCAUGAAGUGUAAAACAAACACACAUUACGCAAUAAAUGCCCUGAAUUCAGAGUAUUUUCAAGAAGCAAAUGGUGAUAGAGACAAUGCAAAGUACCCGAAUGCCGCAGUUAUAAUCACUGAUGCAAGAACAAUGUCCAGGAAGGCAGUUAACAAUGGUCAUCUUGGAAGAUAUUUAGAUGACGCCAGAAACUUGGAGAAUGUACUCUACACUGUUCUUGUGGAAAAUAAUCGUAACAAGCCUCCGUUGGAUGAUGCUCUGUUGACUGGAAAUGAUACAAGCAAACUGUUUGACAUACGAACUGGCAAUGACAAUGCCGAAGCUGUUCGUUUAGCAAACGUUCUAAAGGUCAACACUUGUCCAUUCGAUCCAGAACGUGCUGAAAAGGACGUUUGCGCUGACAUCAUCUUUGCAAUAGAUGUCUCAUGUAGUAUUACGUCCGAAGACAAA